Messenger RNA from Funneliformis geosporum, 294 nucleotides. The record is from the annotation of a GenBank genome assembly. NCBI's taxonomy places the organism in Eukaryota, Fungi, Glomeromycota, Glomeromycetes, Glomerales, Glomeraceae.
AUGCUCAAAUAUUUUUAUUGCGGAAAAAUCGAACUGGAUUUUGAAAAUGCUAUAGAUAUUUUAAAGUUAUUAAUAGCUAUCGAUGAGUUUGGACUUUCUAUACUCGUCGAACAUAUUCAAGAAUUCUUUAUCAAUAAUCAAUUAAAAGUUGACCCAGUUGGAAAUCUUAAAUUAAUAUUCGAGAAUCAAAGCUUCGAAGCGUUACAAGACUUAUCAUUGGAAAAGUGGUACCUGGAGACUCGAUAUCUAGAGGCAAUAUUUCAAUUAAGGCAAUUAGACGAAACAUGGUUAUGA